CUUUUAAAACAAAAAAAACAAGAGAGAAAAAAAGAGAGAUACAUUAAUCAUCGAUCAAAUGGAUCAACCCAUGAUGCAUCAUCUGGCUUUAAUUAGCUGGAUUCCCUUUUCCCUUGUAGUGAUUUACUUGAGUCUCAAUUUGAUCCAGAAACGGAAGAAAAGAUCCAGGGAAGUGAAGAAACAGCCACCGGGGCCAUGGAAGCUACCUUUGAUUGGAAACCUGCAUCAAAUGAUGGGUUCGCUUCCCCAUCGCGUCCUCCACAAAUUAGCCCAAAAACAUGGAGAUCUGAUGCACCUUCAGCUGGGAGAAGUUUCAGCCAUUGUGGUAUCAUCUCCACGCGCGACAAAAGAGUUUCUGAAGACUCACGAUGUAGCUUUUGCAGAUAGGCCGAGUUUUACGGUGGGCAACAUCAUAUUCUAUAACUAUUCGGACAUAAUAUUUUGUCCGUAUAGUGAUUACUGGAGGCAGAUGCGGAAAAUAUGCACUCAAGAACUUCUUAGCACAAAGAAUGUCCGUUCACUGGGUUCGAUUCGCCAAGACGAGGUUUUGAAACUUGUUUCAUCUAUCAAACAGGGUGUAAUUGUAAACGUGACCCGAAAAGUUUGUGCGUACACAAGUUCGAUGAUUUGUAGAGCCGUAUUCGGUCAAACAUUGGGAAGUCAUGAUCGAGGCGCGCUGGUUCAACUGCUGCAGGAAGUGAUAACCAUGAGCAGCGGGUUCGAUGUUUACGAUGUUUUUCCAUCCUGGAAGAUUCUGCACCGAUUGAUGGGAAACAAACCCAGGUUGUUGGAGUUACACGACAAGAUUGAUGAAAUCUUGGAUACCAUAAUUCAACAGCAUCUCGACAACCCAACUGGGAGGAACGGUGAGUUCGGACAAGAAGAUCUUAUUGAUGUUCUACUGAGGAUCAAGCAAUCCCGCGAGUUCCCUCUUCCAAUAACCAACACCCAUAUCAAGGCCGUCAUCUUGGACAUGUUUGGCGGAGGAGCUAACACUUCGGCCACUGCAGUGGAAUGGGCAAUGGCCGAGAUGAUAAGAAAUCCCGAUGUGUUGGCAAAGGCACAAAAUGAAAUAAGAAAAGCACUACCCCCUGGAAACAAAAUACUUGAAGAAACCGAUAUCCAACAAUUUAGUUACUUGAAAUUGAUAAUCAAAGAAACUUUAAGACUUCAUCCUCCUGCCCCCUUGAUCCCUAGGGAAUCUAGGGAGCCGUGUGAAGUUGAUGGAUACCUAAUCCCUCCAAAAACAAGAGUAAUAUUCAAUAUCUGGGCAAAUGGAAGAGACCCUAACUAUUGGAAUGAUGCUGAAAGUUUUAAACCUGAGAGAUUUCAGAAUGACUCUGUUGACAUGUUAGGUGGAAAUUAUGAGUUCUUACCAUUUGGCGCUGGAAGGCGAAUAUGCCCUGGUCUUUCAUUUGGUUUGGCUAACCUUGAAGUUCCACUUGCUUAUCUAGUGUGCUAUUUCGACUGGAAACUCCCAUAUGAUAUUAAACAUGACGUUUUAGAUAUGAGAGAGGCUUACGGAAGUACUGCAGUAAGAAAAAACAACCUUUGUUUGGUUCCUUACUUUCAUGAUUUUAGUGGGACGCCUUAGCUCGAGGCCAGAUUGUUAGUUGUAAUAUGUGUGUUACUCUUUGAUUAAUAAAACAGUUAUUUUUUCGUUUUGGUCAAAUGAAAAAUGAUGCAGUUGUAAUAGUAAAAUUGUUAUGUUUAAACAGAUGUUAUUCCACUAUAUCUAUUGAUAGUUUUAAAGUUUAACCAUUAAGAAAUG
This is a messenger RNA of Oldenlandia corymbosa var. corymbosa, 1771 nucleotides long. The record is from the annotation of a GenBank genome assembly. Lineage: Eukaryota; Viridiplantae; Streptophyta; Magnoliopsida; Gentianales; Rubiaceae.